This is a messenger RNA of Arabidopsis lyrata subsp. lyrata, 1633 nucleotides long. RefSeq lists its product as uncharacterized. The record is from RefSeq and is a predicted model, not a curated record. NCBI's taxonomy places the organism in Eukaryota, Viridiplantae, Streptophyta, Magnoliopsida, Brassicales, Brassicaceae. The coding region runs from base 15 to 1592 and encodes 525 amino acids. The transcript is spliced from 2 exons.
UUUUCUCAGAACCGAUGCCUCCGAUUCUGCUUCCUCCCCGGUUGAUUGCGUUUGGUCACGAGCCUCGCGGCGAGAGGGUCAAUGUGUAUCAUAAGAUGAAAACCCUUUGCGCUAUCUUCAAUGCUCUCGACGAUGGUGAACGGCAGUUCCUUUCUCGAUCCACAUUCGGUCAACUAUUGGAGUUUCCUAACAAACCUGCCUGGUCUGCGAGCUUUGGGAUUUUUAUAUUGGGUAGACAGUUGGAGGUGGCGAAGCCGAACGAGAUUUGGGUGCUCUUUGCCGGAAUUCCUAUUCGUUUUUCAUUGAGAGAGUUCAAGAUUGUUACGGGUUUACCUUGUGGGAAGUAUUCGGCUUUGAAGAAGAAAAAGAAGAAAGGCACUGCGGGGAUGACGAUUCCAUUUUACAGUAAAUUGUUUGGCCUUGAAGAAGAUGUAACUGUAGACCGGGCUAUCACGAUGUUGAAGAAAAGGAUUAUCUCCGAUGCCGACAUGAGGAUCCGAUGUGCUUGCUUAGCGAUUGUCGAUGGUUUCCUUGUCCCUACCUCUCAUUAUCCUAAGAUUGUUAAAGCUCACGCCGAAAUGGUUGAAGACCUGGAUGCAUUUCUUGCUUACCCUUGGGGCCGUCUCUCUUUUGAGAUGAUGAUUAAGUCGAUAAAAGAGAGGGAAAUUGAACAAUUAGCAAUUACUUGUUUUAGCGUUCAGGGGUUGUUAUACGCUCUGCAAUUGGUUGUCUUACAGGCAGCUCCAUCUAUCCAAGAUGGACCUGUAAUUGAUGAGAUCAUUGAGUCUGAAACUGAAGCCGGCGAUGUCGAUGUUGAAGAUGCCCCUCGAGAGUCUGUCCCUUUCAAGCUAGGGAAUGCUAAAGUGUUGGAUAAGAAAUGCUCGAUUUUUGUUGAUUCCAUUAUUUGUCCUGAUUUUGUGUUGGAUCCGGAGGAAGAUUUGUCUUGGUCUGAUGAUGAGGAAGAUGAGAAGGUCGAUAAUAUUAUGAUGUUUUUAGGUGAGGGUCUGAUUUUCAAGAAUGACAUGUUUGAUGGUGGAGUUAUCCCAUCCCAGUUGAAAUUGGCUUCAAAAAAACAAAAGCGUGGUGGUAAAUCCAAUGGUAGUCGCACUAGGAAAGCUGCCAAACUAACUAAGAACGGUGGUGUUAGGAGCAGACAAGAAAGACCUAUCCCUGAGGAAGGCGGGAAUUCAGGGGUUCCUUCGUUGGAGUCUAUUUCCCUUUUGUUGGAUGCCAAACUUGAAGGUCAGGCUAAAAAAAUCAUUGCCGCGGUGACUGAUUGGUUCACUAAAAACACUGUUAUUGAAGGCGAAACCUCGAAAGAGCCUGUCAGUGGGUCUACUCGUCCUAAGAAGGCUGCCAACAAUGGUAACGAUGGUGUUUCUAAUUCUGAUGGUCUUGGUUCCAAUGGUGGUAAUGAUGAUUUUGGAUUUGAUCCUCUCCGCUCCUCCCGUGGACAUGCUCGGUCUCAUAGCCGCGAAGGAACUUCUAAUGUCGAUGCCACUGUUGAUGAAAUUUUAUCUUUCUACUCUGAGAAAGUUCCAACUGGUGUUGGUUGCAAGGAGGCGGGGGUAUUUUUUUUUUUUUCUUAUUAAUUUCUGUUUUUGUGGGUUGGUGGCUAAUUUCCUGAUUAUGG